Cottoperca gobio is the source of this 1951-nucleotide messenger RNA. RefSeq names its product homeobox protein OTX2-like. Bases 227 to 1102 code for a protein of 291 amino acids. Gene Ontology annotation, biological process: regulation of transcription by RNA polymerase II; multicellular organism development. Gene Ontology annotation, cellular component: nucleus. The transcript has 3 exons. Lineage: Eukaryota; Metazoa; Chordata; Actinopteri; Perciformes; Bovichtidae. Gene Ontology annotation, molecular function: DNA-binding transcription factor activity, RNA polymerase II-specific; RNA polymerase II cis-regulatory region sequence-specific DNA binding. The record is from RefSeq and is a predicted model, not a curated record.
ACUUCUUUAAAACCCAUCGUGGUGCGUGAAGGCUGCGCGUAAAAGUCCGCGGACACAGACGAAUCGCAUGCACCAACCUUAAACAUCUUCCUGUUUUGUGUCUUGCUCCAGGUUUAUCUGGACGAGGUGAAAGACCGCACAGAGACGCGAGAGGAUUAAAAACACAAUUUUCUGCCCUACUUUUCCUCAUUUCUUCUCAUUUUUGCCCCAUCGUCCGGCCGCCAGCAUGAUGUCCUAUUUGAAGCAGCCGCCGUACACGGUGAACGGACUGAGCCUAUCUACCUCAGGAGUGGACCUGCUGCAUCCUUCAGUGGGAUACCAUGGAACCCCUCGCAAACAGCGGAGAGAGAGGACGACCUUCACGCGGGCCCAGCUCGACCUGCUGGAGAAUCUGUUCAACAAGACUCGGUACCCUGACAUCUUCAUGAGAGAGGAGAUGGCCUUAAAGAUCAACCUGCCUGAAUCCCGGGUCCAGGUGUGGUUCAAAAACCGACGAGCCAAACAUCGCCAACAGGCCCAGCAAACCCAAAGUGGAGUGCAGAACAAGGCAGUCAGCAAGCCGGUGAAAAAGAAAAGCUCUCCGGUCAGAGAGGCCAGCUCAGAGAGCGGAGCCAGCGGGCAGUUCACGCCGCCCUCGAGCACCUCACUCCCGGCUGUGAGCAGCAGCGCGGCCCCGGUGUCUAUCUGGAGCCCGGCCUCCAUCUCCCCGCUCUCCGACCCGCUGUCUACCUCCUCCUCCUCCUGCAUGCAGCGCUCUUAUCCCAUGACCUACAGCCAGGCGUCGGGCUACAACCAGGGCUACACGGGCUCCUCGUCCUACUUCACCGGGAUGGACUGCGGCGCCUACCUUUCGCCUAUGCAUCACCAGCUAUCCGCCGCGGGCUCCGCCAUGAGCCCAAUGGGCAGCAACGGGGUCUCCGGCCACCUGAGCAACGCGUCUUCCCUCUCCUCGUCGGCGUACGGCGCGGCGGGGCUGGGCUUCAGCGGCGCUGCAGACUGCCUGGACUAUAAGGACCAAACAGCCUCCUCAUGGAAGCUCAAUUUCAACGCGGACUGUUUGGAUUACAAAGACCAGGCAGCGUGGAAAUUCCAAGUGUUGUGAGAGGAGAGAAUUCAAUUGACAAUUUCACAAACUGCAGACUAUAAAGGCAAAUUAAAAAAAAAACAAAGUUGGGAGCAGCAAGUGCACCGUUUUUUCCACCAUUACAGGCCCCAACUUCUACCUCGGGCAGAGCAGAGCAGGACUGCCAGUCGGUUGUCUCACUUCUUGGGUUAACUUAUUGAACAUUCAGACUGACUUCUCCUCAACUUUGAUCAAGGACACGGAACAAAUGUGUUGACCAAAAGGAAAAAGAAAGGAUCAAAAGAGCAAAAGAUCCAAGCCUAACUUGGUUGAGUUUGAGGAAUAGGUCAGGGUUUUUUCUAAGCUCCUUAAAGACUCCCCUCUCUUGUCUUCUUUUUUUUUGGCACGCUGAAGGGCCCCUUUGAUCAAAGCGUUGUGCAUGAGUGUGUGUUGUAGAGAGUGUGUGUGUGCGAGAGAGAGAGCAGCUCUGACAUGAACCUGGAUGCACUAUUAAUUUAUGAGAAAUAUGUUUAAAACUAGUUAUAAGAGACAAUCAGUCCGUUUGCGUGUGCUCAUACAUGUCCCUUAUGUGUUUUUUGAAUUAUGUUCCCCCAUGUGUUAGAUUUCUUUUAAAUUGUGAUUCUUUGUACUACCUGUAUGCAAAUUUGCUUCGCGCCAUGAAUGCGCUUCAAACCCAUCUGUGAAUUUGAUAGAUUUAUUUCCAUGUCUCGAGUGUUAAAUGAUAAAUUAUUAUGAGGACAUAUUCGUUGAAUGAAAUGGGGAGUGCAGAGGAAAUCAAGCCAGCAGCAAGCAAGGUCCAUUUGAGCUGUAAAGUGCUGCGAAAAGGCGACAAACACACUAAAUAACAAUAAAGAUCACUUGACCUGA